AUGGGGGCGCCAGACGGCAGUCUUGCUUCGGUGAUCGUCGUCGUUCUAGCGACAGCGCAGUGCUGGGGCAGGGCCCAGAGCGUCACAAACGCGUCGUCCAACGCCGAUAUCCGAGCGGGGCCAGUGAGUAGCACCGCGGUCACUAAAUCCUUCCUUGAGGUCGAAAAAAAUGCAACCCCUCAUCUAACAGCUACCCCAACUACUGGUGGCAGUACGACCACUGACCGAUGGUAUCCGUAUGACCUGGAACCGGUAAACAUCCUCGGCUGCAAGUGGCCGUCAGACCUCAUAGAACGCGUCAAUUACUGCGUCAAGAAAGAAAACCUUUCACAGGCUAUUAAAGGAGCAGUCGCCGAAGACGUCGCUUAUUACGGUAUAUUAAGCCCUAAGAUCUUGGCUCCUCUGUUGGGCAUUUGCGUCUCGAAUUCAUGUCAUUGCGAGAUGUCAAAAGCGGACGUCUCAGAAACGUUGACGCUAUGGAAAAAUAACGACGUGCUGCUGAAGGCAUUCCAUCGAUGUUUGCAAAAGAAUACGGAAGGAAUGGCACGAAUGUGUGGCGUUGAUACAAAAGUAAGCUCUGUAGUCAGUGGAAUAAUCGGAGUCCACAUCAACAUUAUGGACUUGAUUUUUGAAAUCACGAACAGCAAGGAAGCACGAUCUACUGACUACAGCGACUGUUUGAAACAGACGAUUGAAGUUCUGCACGAAACGGCAGCCUUGUAUCUCAGCAGUCAUUUCUACGUUAGGAAUAGCGUUCUGUGUUGGGACGUUACGCAAGGAACGUGUACGUCGCAGUGUAAGAAAUUCGGUGAAUCGAUCGCCUGUUUACAGAAACGUUGCGAUCAGCAAAGACUGAACUUGCGGAGCACUGGUGUCUGGGAAUGGUUCCUCAAGGAUCCGAUGAAAGCGAAAGCAACUUGCAACAUCAGCGAUGAGGACGUCUGCCUGAACUCCAGCAAAGAAAAGCAGCCAGAUGCCACUAAGAACACCAGACUGAAUAAGCUGAUUGACGGAAUCAAGGAUAAAUGGCAUGAUUUCAAAGAUACGAUUGAAAACGAUCUUCGCAUUCCUUUGCCACUGGCUAUGGCUGUCAUCCUCUCAGUCUUUGUGAUAUUCUCUCUUGGCGUUGCGCUGAUCUGUAUGUGGCGACAGGGACUCAUCGGAUCUGAAGCUCGAAAGGAUCUACGCUACACGAAAUUAAUGCCGAACCGAAAAGCAAGAUAUUCAGAGGAAAAACAAGCUCUAACCCUGGACGACCAAGACGAAGUUUAA
This is a messenger RNA of Soboliphyme baturini, 1272 nucleotides long. NCBI's taxonomy places the organism in Eukaryota, Metazoa, Nematoda, Enoplea, Dioctophymatida, Soboliphymatidae. The record is from the annotation of a GenBank genome assembly.